AUGAAUCCUAAGGAAUCCGGAAUUGCAAUUGUAUCAAUAGGAAUGUCUGUGUUUGCAAUAGGAAUGCUUUUGCUGAUGGACAGGGCAUUGAUGAUAUCUGGCAAUCUCCUGAUAGUCGUAGGGCUUGCAUUGUUGCUGCGAUCAAAGUCACUUGCAUUAUUGAGCAUCGAUAGAAUCCAUGGCGUAGUUUUGUUUGUGAUGGGAAUUAUGUUUCUGGUCUAUGGAUUCUCUGUAUUUGGCUUUGUGCUGGAAGUGGCUGGACUAUUCGCGAUGCUGAAAGACAGCAUUCCCACAUUCAGGUCUGUGUUGAGGAACUUGCUGUUUUCAAGGCUCCCUAUGCUGAUGAGUAAAAAAUAA
Molecule: messenger RNA, 357 nt
Organism: Ordospora pajunii
Lineage: Eukaryota; Fungi; Microsporidia; Ordosporidae
Exons: 1
Coding region: 1-357 (118 amino acids)
Biological process (GO): endoplasmic reticulum to Golgi vesicle-mediated transport; retrograde transport, endosome to Golgi
Source: RefSeq, a predicted model, not a curated record